Messenger RNA from Aspergillus campestris IBT 28561, 1117 nucleotides. RefSeq names its product dual specificity phosphatase YVH1 (gene dspC). The transcript has 4 exons. Gene Ontology annotation, cellular component: nucleus. Bases 10 to 1047 code for a protein of 345 amino acids. Gene Ontology annotation, molecular function: protein tyrosine/serine/threonine phosphatase activity. Lineage: Eukaryota; Fungi; Ascomycota; Eurotiomycetes; Eurotiales; Aspergillaceae. The record is from RefSeq and is a predicted model, not a curated record. Gene Ontology annotation, biological process: protein dephosphorylation.
ACAGCCAACAUGUCGAUGAGCCAGAUCCCGGGCCACAAUAUCUACAUUGGCGGCAUCUUCACGCUCCGGAACAAGGCCGCGCUGAGUAGAGCCAACAUCACACAUAUCGUCUCGGUGGUCAAACUACGACCGGAUGAGUCGGUCUUUGAGGACUUCCAGCAGCAUCGCAUUGACGUCGAUGAUGUAGACGAUGAGAAUCUCUUGGAGCAUUUCCCUGCGGCGAUUCAAUUUAUCCAGUCGGGGUUGGAUGCCGGGGGGAGUGUACUCGUCCACUGUGCCAUGGGCAAGUCGCGGUCCGCUACAAUCGCCAUCGCCUAUCUGCUCAAUCGCCAACCCAAUAUCCUAUCACCAGAAUCGGCCCUCGACCUGAUCCGGCAGAGUCGGCCGCUCUGUGAGCCCAACGACGGCUUCAUGCGCCAGCUGUCUCUCUACCACCAGAUGGGCUGUCCGGAUGACGUCGUCAACCACCCCACCUACAUCCGCUGGUUGUCCAACCGCGAGGUGGAAGAAAGCGUCGCAUGUGGUCGUGCACCUGAAAUGAAGUCCGUUCUCUUCGAAGACGAACGGACGAGCGAACAACAAGCAUCAGCGGAUCGCGCAACGGAAAUUAAAUGCCGCAAGUGCCGGCGAACACUAGCCACGGGCUCCUUCAUCGCGCCCCACGGUCCACAGGGACGCGCCGAUGUCAAGACGGAUUGCGCCCAUAUCUUCCUCCAUCCGUUGACGUGGAUGCGCCCAUGUCUGUUCCCCAACGAGGUCGAGGAUGAGAACGCCUCGGGGCCGCCGUCGGCUGAUGCCCCCUUAUCGGGCCGCCUGACCUGUCCGAACACCACCUGUGGCCAGAACAUCGGCAAGUUCGCGUGGCAGGGGAUGCAGUGCAGUUGCGGGGACUGGGUGGUUCCCGCCAUCGCGGUGGUCAAGGCCCGGGUCGAUGUGUCCCAGCGCGUCACCACCGCCAGAGGGCCCGCGGCGCUGGGAAUCCGCAUGCCUCCUGUGAUGCGACCCAGUGGGCCAAUGGAAUCGGGGUCGGGGCGAGGCAACUUGUGAGGUGGUUCAUAGUCGUCCAUUUCUCUGCAUACAGGCAUAAGGCACUUCUAGGGAUGUACAUACAAUCGAG